CAUAGGCAGUCGUAUAAUUACGGUCCGCACCAGAGAUGAAGACAGGGAUUCAAUAGAGUAUAGCAUAGAUAAGGCUAUGUUUUUGGACGGCUCGCGUUUUUUCACCAUCAAUCCCAAGAAUGGCGAUGUGUUUCUCAAGGAGUCUUUGUUAGGACAGGCUGGAAAUGAUUGCUAUCUGUUUAUUACGGCUAAUGAUGGACAUCAAACAGCAAAAAUCGAAGUAUUUGUGAGAAUAUUGAAUUCGGACAGAGAUUUCAGUUCCGGGAAAGAUGGCAACGACACGAUCGCGGCCUCGUAUGCGGGCAUUGCAAUGCGGCGGCCUUUUCCGCCCUUCAUUAACGCACAAUUACCGCCUCAGAGGCCAAGAGAGACCGUCUUUGUCACUCCCGCGUCACGUAAGCCCUCCGCCACCUCUGCCUCAGUUGAGAAGAAGUUAUUAUCACCGAAGGCUAAGAACGCCUCGGCCUCCGAUACCGUUGCCGCUCGACAAACAACUACAACAACUCCCGCGUCUCAAUCGGUACCAACUGUUCAAACGGAUGUACCAACGAAGCCAUCAGACGACCCGUUCCAGCGCUCGGCCGGAGGAGCAGCCAAUAGGACUGGCGACGGACUUGACUUGAUUACCGCUUUCCUGCCGCUGUUGGCAGCCGUUUGUUUUGCGCCCAUCGCUGGCCUCGUCUUCUGGAUUCUACACCAUCGGUGCAAAAAGGCCUCCAAUCGGAACCUAAUGAAGUCAUUCUCGCAAAAAAUCAUUAAUACAGACAAAGCCGGUGGCAGUAGUGAGACCAGCAUUAGCUCCGUGUCGGCCGAACUCGACUAUAACGGCGCUCUUUUUGCACAAAUUCGGGCCAAAAAUUCUCUUCAAAGUAAGAGUGAGCCAAACAAAUACACCUCCACUUUGAAUAUACCGAUUGGUGAGGACAAGACGUGGGAAUUCCCUCGACAUCACCUCCACUUCUUGGGCAUUCUGGGCGAGGGCUGCUUCGGUCAGGUGUGGAAAUGCGAAGCGUUUAAUAUAUUCAACAACGAUAGCAAAGAUAUCGUCGCCGUUAAGACUCUUAAAGAGAACGCUUCGGAGAAAGAGAGGAAGGAUUUGUUGACAGAACUAGAGAUCAUGAAAAUGCUUGAACCGCACCCUAAUGUGGUCACCCUAUUGGGCAGCUGUACGGAUAGGGAUCCAGUCUUUCUGAUCAUGGAAUUCGUUCCGUUCGGGAAAUUACAGUCAUAUUUGAGAGACAGUCGGGAACGCAAUUCUGACCGCUAUUACGGCAAUCUUCACGGCAGUAGUAAUCGAUUGUCGGCCAGAGAUCUGACAUCAUUUGCAUACCAAGUGGCAAAGGCUAUGGAAUAUCUCGCAUCCAAAGGGAUAAUUCACAGAGAUUUGGCCGCAAGAAAUGUUUUGGUCGGAAAUAAUAACACAAUAAAAGUGGCCGACUUUGGGUUUGCGAGGGAUGUGGUCGCUAAUCAUGUUUAUGAACGCAAAUCUGAGGGUCGAUUACCAAUCAGAUGGAUGGCCAUUGAAUCUCUCAUAGACUCCAUCUUCACAACCAAGAGUGAUGUCUGGAGUUUUGGUGUGUUGAUGUGGGAGAUCGUGACACUGGGAGGCACUCCAUAUCCCGGUUUAGCGGCGGCUGAAGUGAUAAAAUACGUGCGCGAAGGCAACCGACUACUAAAGCCCGAGCACUGCAAACGCGAAAUGUAUAAUAUUAUGUACUAUUGUUGGGACAGAGAUCCCAAUCAGAGGCCAACGUUUACACAAUUAGUUGAAUAUUUAGAUAAACUCUUAAUUAGUGAAAACGAUUACAUAGAGUUAGACAGGUUUCCCGACCACUCCUACUAUAAUACCAUCCCUGACCUGACGGGAGAGAAAUUG
Medioppia subpectinata is the source of this 1876-nucleotide messenger RNA. NCBI's taxonomy places the organism in Eukaryota, Metazoa, Arthropoda, Arachnida, Sarcoptiformes, Oppiidae. The record is from the annotation of a GenBank genome assembly.